AUGGUAUUUUAUAUUUCCUCCAAGGGUAACCAAAUAAACGACUCCAUUAUAACAAGAUCAGUAAGUUCCAGGAGAGAUUACGUUAACGGUGUCAAAAAAGACGAUUUGAAGUAUAGAAGAAGCGAAGGCAACGGUUUCGUUAUCGGUAGCGGUUUGGCAGUCCGUAACGGAGUCGACCUUCAAAGUGACACCCAUCCUGGUAACGGUAUCCCCACUGAGAGAAGUACCUCCCACCCGGGAAACUCCAUCGACGUGGGGAAAGAGCACAGAGACAUCGAGCACAACUUUUUUAAUUUUAAAAAUGGUAUAAAGAAUUCGCUUGACUUUGGCUUGUUCAUAAAAUUAAAAGACAUUAACAGCCUGUCAAACGAUAACAUCCACGAAAUUAAUGAAUUGCUAAAAAAGGAGAAACAGAAUAAUAGUGAAAAGGAGAGAGAAAGGAGAUCCAGUGCUGAGUCGAAGAAUUCGAAUUACAAGAACAAGCAGCAGUACCAUUUGGAAGAUAGCCAGAAGGAAGAGACAGGACAGGAACAACACAAGACAGAAUCAUCUGCUGUAUCACGGGAGUUAAUACUGAAGUAUCAUCACCACCUCCAACAGGAGCAGCAGAAAGAGAAGCAGAAGAGACAGAUACGACAAGAACGGAAGCAGCGUCAGCAGAAAGGGGAGGACGAUCAGGAGGAAUCCAUUUACGUGAGGAAAUACAACAAAAGGAGGGAGAGAAGAAUCGAACCCUACACCGAGUGGAGCGACUCACGAGCAGGGGGUAGUGCUCCAUGUGGUAAUAGCACAGUACGAGAGAGCAGCGGAACCCGUGACAGUAGAAGCGUAAUUGAGGAUAGCAACCGGCGUGGUAGUAGUGCCCAACGUGAGAACCUCGGGCUGAGGGAUAGCUCCUACAUGCGGAACAUCGAUUACAGCCUUUGGAACAAAACAGGAGAGCGCACCCGAAAUCAAGAACUGAUACAAACAGGUGUUACAACUGAGAAGGAAAAGAGAAAAUACAACAAAAUGAAUAAUAACACAGAUGUUCUUGUUAAUACGGGAAGUAACAACACCUGCGGAGUUAGAAAUGGAGGAAACAUUAGGGGAACUGGGAGCAUGCGAAGUGGAAGCGCGAGAGGCAGUGGAAUGAGGGGAAGCGGCAUGAGAGGAAGUGGAAUGAGAGGUAGUGGUAUCAGAAGUAGUAGCGUCCGAAGCAACAGUGGAAGGGCUGGUGGAAUCAAAAACGGAAACAACGCAAACCAUAGAGGUAGCAACAGUGAGUACUACUCCAGUUACAACUAUAGGUAUGCCUAUGAGGAUAGUAGACAGAGGGAACAAUUAAUUGGAGAAGAAAAUACAAACGUAAAAAAACAAUACGACAAUGUCGUUAACGAGUUUGAUCACAUCGAAAUUGUGAAAAAUCUGUCUGACGAUGAGAAGAACGAACAAAUAGAGGAACAGAUAAAGGAACUGGAGGAACUGGAAGAAAUGGACGUUUUGGAAAGGUACAGGGAUAGAAGGCUAAGUGACGGUUCCUUACGAAUGGGGAAGAACGAUGAAGAGAAAUUUAAAAAAAUCGAAAGAGGAGAUAAAGCGUCAUCAGUAACAAUAUCCCAAGCAGCAGUCGUUGAUAGAACACGCUUAACUAAUCAUGAAAGUGAUAAUUACGAUCAGUAUGAACAACAUAACCUCCUCAAACGGGUGCAUGGAAAUUACCAUCACGUGGAUCAGGACCCAAUCAUUGAUCGAACUGACGCAAUAAACGAAUUAAGCAGAGCACAGUUGUGCCAAGGCAAGUCGGAAAAUGCCAAUGGGGAAGAACGAAAACGAUUUAUCGACGCCAAUGCAUUCAAAAUGGCAUACGAAUGUAAUAACGGUAUUGGUAAGAACGAUGCGGGUAACAAUGGGCAUAUCACUAACGAUCCCAACGGUAACAAUGCUUACAAUGAUGCGGAGAACGGUACGACCAGCCGUACCACCAACGGUACGAAGAACAUUAAGGGAGGAAGGCUGCUAAGAAAUCUGCAGAAGAACAACCUUCUUGCUGAUCACAGAGAAGGAGUUAACAGGGUGUCCAAGAAAUACGCUGCCGAAAUGGGUGCGGCAAAUAAUGUGGUAGUACAUAGAAAGAGGAGGAGAAAAAAUUUGGAUGACAGCAGCAGGUAUGCAGAAAACGAAGGCAUUAACGGAAUGAUCGAGCGGGGUACAGACAGGCAUGACUUUACCAAUGUUAAAUCUGAGAACACUCACGAAGGAAUGACCCCCCCUAAUGAUACUGCAAGAGCUGAGGGGAAGCAUAUCACAAAUCGUUUUGGCAUAUCCCGUAAUGACUGCAACGGGGGGGUUAAGCCUGAUGGAGAUGGAAACCAGGAGCAAGGAUCUACGAACAGCUUCGGCGUUAAAGUUAAAAGGUAUGAGAGGAUUAAUGAGCAUGGCAGCCGUAGGGGACGUGCCGUCUACAUGGCGAGGAAUGCCUUCACCGGUGUAAGUAAAUUGAGGAGGGGCUCCCCUUCCAUGGCGGAUGGAAACUCAAAAGAAUGCGAAAAUUACAAUGCGCAGAGUAACAACGAGUAUGAAACGUAUGACGAAAAUGGCACUGGACAAAAUAACCACAACGGAGCAGCACAGGGAAUGGUGGGUAGCAACCUGGACGAGGCAGACGAUGAGAGAAAUGGAUUGAACAACUCCACCGUCCAAUCAAAAAUAUCUGUAAAAACAGGUGAAGAACCCUCAUUUGGACAUACAAGAGGAGGCAUUAAAAUGAAGGGCCAUCGGCAUAAGAAAAAAGGAAGAGCAUUACAGAGGAUACAUGCAAAUAUGAAUAUCAUAAAAGGAAUGAACAGAAGUAGUGAAGCGAAAUUUCGUCAUUCAACAAAUGCAACUAUGUCCCAUUCGCAAAACCUUGAAAAGAAAGACUUUUUCACAAGUGAACACAGUCAGGAUUAUGCAGUCCCUGACAAAGUAAGAAGUUCGCCGGGGUCACACUUCCAUGGGCACAGUAAUGCGAAGGAGGACUAUGAAGACAGCAACGACAAUGACUACAUGAAUAACGAGAGCAGCUCGCAUAACUACGGGGCUCGAUACAAUGAAGAUUACUCCGAGGAGGAGAACUACGGUGAGCCGAAGAAACGGAAAAAGCGAGUCACCGAGGAAGGCUCCAAGGAGAGCAGCAAAAUCAACGUAGGGAACAACUACCAAGUGCCCAAGCUGCCGAAUUUCUUCCUCUGCCGCUCAGAACUAAUGUACAGAAAUUACGAAGCGGUGGAGGAAACAAAUAACGAUCAGGUCUGCCUGACAUGUUCAGGCCUGCCUUGUCAUUGCCGAGUAGGAGAAGCGACGUUAGUAUAUUCACCAGUAAUGUUAGAAAGGGUUCGAGACAAAUGCUUGAAGAGCAGAGGUUACCAUAAAUGCAUAAAAAAUGAAAUCGAAUUAUCUGCAUAUGUUCAGGAGUGUGCAAAAAGCUGGAAGUCAAAUAUAGACGAAUGGGUCCCUUUUUCACCUGAGUAUGCAUAUAAAUUAUUGCAUUACGCAAAUUACGAUCCACAUAAAGCUAUUAGCAUUAUGAAGUCCUCGGAAUUUUCCUUUCGAAAAAUUAUGGACCCUCCGACGAGAAAAUAUCAGAACAAAUGGAAGCCAAAGGAUAAGCGGGAACAUAUUUCCAAGAACCCCUUCCCGUCUCCCCUAACUAUAAGGACGUACCUGUCGAAGAGGCACCACAUUAGUGGCUACCACCUGAGAUGA
This is a messenger RNA of Plasmodium coatneyi, 3726 nucleotides long. RefSeq lists its product as uncharacterized. The record is from RefSeq and is a predicted model, not a curated record. Lineage: Eukaryota; Apicomplexa; Aconoidasida; Haemosporida; Plasmodiidae. The transcript has 2 exons. The coding region runs from base 1 to 3726 and encodes 1241 amino acids.